GUCGCGCGCGUGGAUGUUCUCGCAAGCCGGUCGGGAAGACUCGCAUGACCUAGUGUGUGACUGCAAAUAAGUUCGACGUUCCUCCGAGGAAAGCCGCGACGAAGCGUCCGAAGCCGGGAUGCUUCGAAUCGUUCAACGAUCGGAUAUUCAACGAUCGAUUCUCGCGAUCUCGAGAUUCUUCGGAGAGUGAUUGCGACGUGCGUGGAACUUGGCAAGAAUUGUCAUCGUACGGAUGAAUGAUGUUGCGUCUCGAUUGAAAGGAGACUUUAAUCUCGAAAAAACCGUGCUCCGAUCUCGCAAGUCGGAUUGCUCGAGUUUUGUGAUCUUCUGAAAGAAAAGAUCGAUCGAUCACAUAUACGUUUUAAAUCUCAACGAUAGAGAUUCUGUCAUUGAACAAGCGCAGAUUCUUCAAUAUAUCUUUUUUAAGAGCGCUUUGACGCGAAUAUAUUGAUAAGGCGACUAAGAUGACGUGGAUUUUUAUACUCAUAGCAGUGAGGAAUGAACGAGCGAUAUAAAAAUCGGGAAAAGCGCGAUAAGAUUCGAUCGUCUGAGUAUGUGAGAAAGAUCGAGGUAACUCUAUGAGCAAAGUGCAGAGUUGUUGGAGCACGUCGAAGAUUAAAGGAGACGCAUUGGAAUGUUAAGGGCAUCGUCGGGCGAUCCUCAAUCGACUCGAGCGAAUGAGCGAAGCGUCUCGCCUUUUCAACGUGAGGAUCGUCGAUGGCAAUCAUGCUGUGCAGGACGAGUCUCGUGAGGUGUAUUGACACCUUCUACGUCGCAUAGACGCGCAUUGUGCCCGCACGGAAGAUGAUGGUCAUCUAAGAAUCCUCUCCGACGUGCGACGAGUCUUUGAGAAUGUGCAGUUCGGUGUUAAAGUGUCGGUGAGAGCGGAGAAACCUCGCAUAUAUCUAUGAUUUCUUCUUUUUCUUUCCUUUAUUGCGCUUUAUCUUACGGGAAAUCCGCACGAACGAUGUCAUAGCCGUCCAAGUGCGAACUGUCUUCACGUCGAACACGAUGGCAUUGUUGUUCGCCAUAAUCGUUAUUUCGAUCACCACUGCCAUGUCGCUGCCGCCGGUCAUUAGAAUCGGAGCAAUUUUUACCGAGGAUCAAAAGGAUAGCCCAUCGGAGUUGGCGUUCAAGUACGCUAUUUACAAGAUCAACAAAGAUAAAACUCUCCUGGCAAACACGACAUUGGUUUAUGAUAUACAAUAUGUUCCUAAAGAUGACUCGUUCCGCACAUCCAAAAAAGCCUGCAAGCAGCUAUCUAAAUCGGUACAAGGCAUCUUCGGACCGUCCGACCCACUUUUAGGUGCUCACAUACAAAGCAUAUGUGAAGCAUUGGACGUCCCUCAUCUCGAAGCGCGGGUCGAUUUCGAGCCCACUUUUAAGGAGUUCAGCAUUAACCUAUAUCCCGCUCCAGAUCACCUUAACAAAGCAUUCAAGGACCUCAUGUCCUUCCUAAACUGGACCAGAGUGGCCAUUAUCUAUGAAGAGGAUUACGGACUGUUCAAACUGCAAGAUCUCGUGAAAUCCCCGCCGUCCGUGAGGACUGAAAUGUACAUUCGUCAAGCGGGUCCUAGAUCCUACCGGCAAGUUCUGCGGGAGGUCAGACACAAAGAGAUCUUCAAGCUGAUCAUCGACACGGAUCCGGCACACAUGCAGCAAUUUUUUCGAGCAAUAUUGCAGCUACAAAUGAACGAUUACAGAUAUCAUUACAUGUUCACAAGCUUCGACAUAGAAACGUUUGAUCUAGAAGACUUCAAAUAUAACAGCGUGAACAUGACGGCAUUUCGCUUGGUGGAUCUCGAAGAACCCAAGGUUGCCGAAGUACUCAAGCAGAUGGAACGUUUCCAGCCAGCUAUUGGUCAUGCCAUCUUGAACAAAACGGGAGUCAUUCAGGCAGAACCAGCUUUGGUGUAUGAUAGCGUGCAAGUAUUCGCGCAUGGUUUGGCAGCUCUGGACCGCAGUCACGAUUUAAGGCCAGCAAAUCUGUCCUGCGAGAAAGAGGAGCCUUGGGACGACGGUUUAUCGCUCUACAACUACAUUAAUGCCGCAGGCUUACACGGAUUAACCGGACAUAUCGAAUUCAAUGAAGGAAAGAGAACCAAUUUCAAACUGGAUCUUUUGAAGCUGAAGAAGGAGGAGCUCGUUAAAGUCGGCGAAUGGAAACCUGGGUCCGGCAUUAAUGUUACGGAUAUGGACGCCUUUUACGAGACCACAGCGACCAACAUUACGCUCGUAGUGAUGACGAGAGAGGAAAAACCCUACGUCAUGGUAAAAGAAGACAAGAAUUUGACUGGCAACGCGAGGUUCGAGGGCUUCUGUAUCGAUCUACUCAAGUGGAUUGCCGGUCAGGUGGGCUUCCAAUACGCGAUCAAAUUGGUGCCAGAUCACAUGUACGGGGUGUACGAUCCUGAGACGAAAGAGUGGAAUGGUAUCGUGCGCGAGCUUAUGGAGAAGAGAGCGGAUCUAGCGGUGGCUUCCAUGACGAUUAAUUAUGCCAGGGAAAGCGUAAUAGACUUCACAAAGCCGUUUAUGAAUCUUGGAAUUGGAAUCUUAUUUAAGGUGCCGUCCAGUCAACCGACGCGGCUCUUCUCCUUCAUGAAUCCGCUCGCGAUCGAGAUCUGGCUCUACGUGCUCGCCGCCUACAUGCUCGUGAGCUUCACCCUGUUUGUGAUGGCGCGCUUCAGCCCGUACGAGUGGAACAAUCCGCAUCCGUGUCUGGCCGAGAGCGACGUGGUCGAGAACCAGUUUAGCGUCAGCAACAGUUUCUGGUUCAUCACCGGCACCUUCCUAAGGCAGGGCAGCGGGCUCAACCCUAAGGCAACUAGCACGAGAAUAGUAGGCGGCAUAUGGUGGUUCUUCACGCUGAUUAUCAUCUCCUCUUAUACUGCGAAUCUGGCGGCCUUUCUGACAGUUGAAAGAAUGAUAACGCCGAUCGAGAACGCCGCCGAUCUUGCGGAACAAACAGAGAUACCUUAUGGUACUUUGGAGGGUGGAAGUACGAAAACAUUUUUCAGAGACUCGAAAAUUGGGAUCUAUCAGAAAAUGUGGAGGUUUAUGGAAUCGAAGACUCCAAGUGUGUUCGUUCAAACUUAUGAAGAAGGCAUAAAGAGGGUCCUGGAAGGCGACUAUGCAUUUUUGAUGGAAUCGACUAUGCUCGAUUAUGCAGUUCAACGCGAUUGCAAUCUGACGCAAAUAGGGGGUCUAUUGGAUAGCAAAGGAUACGGUAUUGCUACUCCAAAAGGUUCGCCCUGGAGAGAUAAAAUAUCUCUAGCUAUUCUGGAGCUGCAGGAAAAAGGUGUAAUACAGAUCCUGUACGAUAAAUGGUGGAAGAACACCGGCGAUGUGUGUAACAGAGAUGACAAAAAUAAAGAGAGCAAGGCUAACGCUCUCGGUGUCGAAAAUAUCGGCGGUGUCUUUGUUGUGUUGCUCUGCGGCCUGGCGCUCGCGAUCUUAGUGGCGAUUCUCGAGUUUUGCUGGAAUUCAAAGAAGAAUACCCAAUCGGACAGGUCCCUCUGCGCCGAAAUGGCCUCGGAAUUGCGAUUCGCCGUCCGCUGCGGCUCCCGCCAAAGACCCGCCGCGAAAUCGCGCAAUUCCGCGGCCGCUGGAUCAUCCUACAGAAGAAGAACGCGUCUCUCUUCCACUCCGGAACACGAGGAGACCACCUACUUACCGAGCAUCGAGUUCCCGCGAUUAAAUGCAGGAGGGUGGUGCGUUGUCGAUGACGGAGAUGAAGAAAUCAUUGAGCUUCGAUCAGGUGUCCCAUGGCGGAAACACCUAGCACAGGCCUCAUCCUCAUCUUCAUCGUCAACAACAGCAACAACAACAGCAGCAGCAACUUCAGCAGCAAUCUCAACAACAGCAACCGUGCAAAGCCACUCCCACGCACAUGCGUCACACACACUGCCACUCACAUUCACACCUACACAGUCACCAUGCGCACAAACACCAAGCACUUCCGCCGAGACAGAGACGGGGCUCUUCGGGCAUCAUCUUGGGUCAAGGAGGUGACCAUCCUGAAAAUAUUCUCUGGAGAUUCGAUUGCGAUCUAGCGGGUGAACCGGAUGUAGUGAUUUCCCC
Cataglyphis hispanica is the source of this 4080-nucleotide messenger RNA. Its product is annotated as glutamate receptor ionotropic, kainate 2. The coding region runs from base 1012 to 4011 and encodes 999 amino acids. Gene Ontology annotation, cellular component: postsynaptic membrane; plasma membrane. Gene Ontology annotation, molecular function: glutamate-gated receptor activity. Gene Ontology annotation, biological process: monoatomic ion transport. NCBI's taxonomy places the organism in Eukaryota, Metazoa, Arthropoda, Insecta, Hymenoptera, Formicidae. The transcript has 19 exons. The record is from RefSeq and is a predicted model, not a curated record.